Rhodamnia argentea is the source of this 2519-nucleotide messenger RNA. RefSeq names its product probable disease resistance protein At5g66900. Gene Ontology annotation, molecular function: ADP binding. The coding region runs from base 81 to 2519 and encodes 812 amino acids. The transcript has 5 exons. Lineage: Eukaryota; Viridiplantae; Streptophyta; Magnoliopsida; Myrtales; Myrtaceae. Gene Ontology annotation, biological process: defense response to fungus. The record is from RefSeq and is a predicted model, not a curated record.
CAGUGCUUUCAAGAAUCCUUGGUGACCCAUCUAAGUUUUCGAUUUUGUUGCUUAUUUGGUCUGUGAAGAAAGAACAAGAAAUGCCGGUUGAUUUCGCAGGAGCUGCUGUGGGAACAGCAUUCAGCGAGCUGUUCACGCUCGUUAAGGACGUAGUGAAAACCAUUGCCGAGUUUCGUGGCCAGCUCGAGAAGAUCGAGUCCACCUUGAGGACCAUACAGCCAAUCAUCAAUGACAUCGACGAGUACAAUAAACGGCUGGACCAUCCGAAAGAGAUGGGUCCGAUCAAGAACCUAUUGGAUGAAGGCAAAGGACUGGUCGAGAAGUGCUUGAGGAUUCACCCGCUCAACCUGUGCAAGAAGUGUACGCACUCGAAGAAGCUGACCCAAUUCGAUGAGGCGGUCCGGGGAGAGUUCCAGAUUUACAUGCCGCUGCUGGCCACGAGGAACACGGUGGCGAUACUGGUGCAGAUGGAGGAGAUGAGGGGAGAACUCAAGUUGAUCUGUUCCGGUCAAGCGAACGGCGGAGCACUCCAGAGUAGGCUUGGGGCUUUGGGCAACCUUGCUGCCCCUGAGGCACCCGAUUUAAUUGUCGGGUUGGAGGUUGAGGAAUCCCUGAGGAUACUCAAGGAACGGUUGCUUGAGGAGGGAGUGACUGUGAUUGUUGUGACUGCCCCAGGCGGGUGUGGCAAGACCACUCUGCUUAAGACAUUGUGUCAUGAUGCGGACAUUGAAGGCAAAUUCAAGGACAACAUCAUGUUCGUCCCUGUCUCGAAGAAACUCAACCUGAUAGACAUCGUCCAGCGAAUGAUUCAACAUAACGGCUUUGCAGUACCCGUGAUUGAAACAGAAGAUGGUGCAGUUCAUUACUUGCAUCAACUGCUCUACAAAGUAGGACAAAAUCCUGUGUUGCUUGUGCUAGACGAUGUCUGGACUGAAUCACAAUCCUUCCUUGAGAAAUUUGUCUUCAGGAAGAUCAAAGAUUACAAGAUUGUGGUGACAUCAAGAUAUAAGUUUCCUGCUUUUCCUCUUGUGCACCGCCUGAACCCACUGACUCAUGGGGAAGCCCUAGAACUUUUUCGUCGAUCUGUUACUGUUGAUGAUAGAAGCAUGGUUGUACCAGAUGAUGAGCUCGUGGAUCAGAUAGUGAAACGCUGUAAGGGAUUGCCGUUGGCUCUUACAGUCAUUGCCAAGUCUCUCCGAGGAAAGGAUCGUUCAUUCUGGCAAAGAAAGCUUCUUGAUUGGUCUGAAGGUCAUUCCCUUUUAGAUUCGGACAGUGACAUUCUAGAUUGCCUCAGAAAGAGCUUGGAGGACUUGGAUGGUGACCCUUCAAUCAAGAAACGUUUCAUGGACCUCGGCUCGUUUCCGGAGGAUCAGAUGAUCCCGGCUACCGCCCUUAUUGACAUGUGGGUCGAAUUGUACGAGCUAGAUUUCAGCAGCGUGCGUGCCAUUACAGACCUCCAUGAACUCGUUUAUAGGAACCUAGCUGAUCACGUAGUCACCAGGAGAGAUUCAAGCGACGACAGCGAAUCUUACAGCGGCCACUAUGCUAUGCAACACGAUCUGCUCAGAGAGCUGGCUAUUAUUGAGUGCAAUCGGGGGAAAGUAGAGAAGCGAGAGAGACUCAUUUUGGACUUGAUCGGAAACAAUGUUCCUAACUGGUGGAGCAAGCAAAAGCAACAGUCUUUCGGUGCUCGUCUAGUGUCCAUCUCCACUGAUGGACCAUUCUCAACACCCUGGCCAAAUCUUGAAUUGCCUGAAGCUGAGGCUCUUGUCUUGAACUUCCACAACAUGAUGCAGACCAAAACUUAUGCUUUGCCUGAAUUCAUUGAGACGGCAGAUAAGCUCAAGGUUCUGAUAGUAACAAACUACAGUUUCUUUCCGGUUGAGCUGCGCAAUUUCCAUGUCAUUGGGUCCAAUUUAAGGAGGAUUAGGCUCGAACGCGUUAGAGCUCCUUUCCUAAGCAUGGGAAAUCUUCGGUUGCACAAUCUACAAAAGCUAUCCUUUUCCAUGUGCGGCAUCAGUCAGGCUUCGACAUCUGAUGACGCCAAAUUAUCCGAUGCAAUGCCAAAUUUAUUGGAGCUCGACAUUGACUAUUGCAAUGAUCUUGUGUCAUUACCGGAUGACAUCUGCCAGAUAAAGCCUUUGAUAAAACUUAGCAUCACAAACUGUCAUAAUUUCUCUGCUCUUCCUGAAGAAAUAGGGCAAUGGGAGUCCCUCGAUAUGGUCACGCUUAAUUCUUGCACAAACCUAUUGCAGUUACCAGAAUCGAUUGUAAGCCUUCGAAAAUUGACCCUUCUCGAUAUGUCCGAUUGCUUGAACCUGAGCAACUUGCCCGAUCAAAUUGGUCAAGUGGUUAAUCUGAAGAAGAUGAACAUGAGAGGAUGUCCGAGGUUGUCUAUGUUGCCACCGUCGAUUGUGAACCUGAGCAAGUUGAGGAAGGUGGUUUGUCACAAAGAAAAAGCCGACAUGUGGGGGCCUCUCAAGAACAGUCUCAACAGGUUGCAGGUAAUUACGUCUUAA